Aspergillus versicolor CBS 583.65 is the source of this 5271-nucleotide messenger RNA. RefSeq names its product type I polyketide synthase. Lineage: Eukaryota; Fungi; Ascomycota; Eurotiomycetes; Eurotiales; Aspergillaceae. The record is from RefSeq and is a predicted model, not a curated record. The coding region runs from base 43 to 5235 and encodes 1730 amino acids. Gene Ontology annotation, biological process: fatty acid biosynthetic process; secondary metabolite biosynthetic process. Gene Ontology annotation, molecular function: 3-oxoacyl-[acyl-carrier-protein] synthase activity; fatty acid synthase activity; phosphopantetheine binding. The transcript has a single exon.
GACCAGCAUAAGGACACAUGCGAUGGAGUAGCAGUGGUCGGGAUGUCCUGCCGCGUCGCUGGGAAUGUCAACAAUCCCCAGCAAGUUUGGGACCUUUUACUCUCGCAGAAGGACGGCGUUGGCGAGGUCCCUGCCUCUCGAUGGAAGCCAUACUAUACACGGAACCCUCGACAUCAAGCAAUACUCGACAAAACCAUAAAGUUUGGCUAUUUCCUCAACGGGAUUGAUGAUUUUGACUGUCAGUUCUUUGGAAUCUCACCAAAGGAAGCUGAACAGAUGGAUCCCCAGCAACGGAUCUCACUCGAAGUUGCUAUCGAGGCCCUCCAAGACGCUGGUAUUCCUGCAAAGUCGCUGCGGGGAACGGACACAUCUGUAUUCUGGGGCGUGAACUCGGACGACUAUUCCAAGUUACUCCUGGAGGAUCUAGGCACGAUUGAUGCCUGGAUGGGUAUCGGAACGGCCUACUGCGGCGUCCCAAACCGGAUCUCCUAUCACCUUGAUUUGAAAGGGCCCAGCGUCGCUGUUGAUGCCGCAUGUGCCUCUUCCCUUGUUGCCGUACAUAACGGGGUAUCUGCAAUUCUCAAUCGCGAGUCGAGCAUCGCCAUUGUGGGUGGUGUCAAUGCCCUGUAUGGCCCGGGGCUAACGAUAGUCCUCCAAAAAGCCGGUGCCCUCGCCUCCGAUGGUCGUUGUCGCUCAUUCGAUGAUGGUGCAGAGGGCUACGGGCGUGGGGAGGGCGCAGGGGCUGUGAUUCUGAAAAAUCACGGUCAGGCUGUAAGGGACGGCGAUCAUAUCCUUGGUGUUAUCCGGGGAACCGCCGUAGCCCACGAUGGAAAGAAGAAUGGGAUCAUGGCACCAAAUGCAGCUGCACAGAGUCUCGUUGCAGAUAAUGCGCUUCGUGUUGCCAAUCUUGAUCCUAGUGCUAUUCAGUAUAUUGAAGCCCACGCAACGUCAACGCCGUUGGGUGACCCCACCGAGGUCUCAGCCAUGAGUGCUGUAUAUGGGGGACGUCGAGAUGCCCCCUGCCAUAUUGGGUCUAUCAAACCUAAUAUCGGACAUUUGGAAGCAGGUGCCGGUGUUAUGGGCGUUAUCAAAGCUGUCCUUGCAGUCCAGAAGGGGGUCUUGCCUCCCCAGGCGAACCUGAACACCUUAAAUAAUCGCAUCGACUGGGAGGAAUCUGGCCUAAAAGUUGUCCAAAAGGAGACAGCAUGGCCGGAAUGCGAUGGGCCACGUCGGGCGGCCAUUUGCUCCUAUGGCUAUGGCGGGACAGUCUCCCAUGCUAUACUGGAACAAUAUCAGGAAUUUCAGACUCAUGACCAGGAUAUUCGAGGGCCUGAUAUUAAGGUCCUUAUGAUCUCCGCACCGCAGAAGAAACGACUGCCCAUAAUCGCCAAAUCUCUGCGAACUUGGAUUGCGGCGAAUGGGACAGAGGAGAAUCUGGCGAGCAUCUGUACUACUCUAGCAACUCGACGUGACCACCACGAAACCCGAUUCUCGGCCGUCAUCAAGAGUAUUCCAGAAGCUCUUGGAUCCCUUGAUUCCUUGUCCAAAGGAGGGAGCCCAGGCAAGUGGGCGUGCGAAAAUCGCUGCUUGCCUACCAACCUUAGCAAGGAGGUCGUCUGGGUAUUCUCAGGGCAUGGAGCUCAGUGGAUGGACAUGGGCAAAGAAAUGCUCAGCAAUUCGGUAUUCUGCAAUGCAAUUAGCCCACUAGACGAGAUUGUACAGAGGGAGAUAAACUCGUCGCCUAUUCAGUGGCUGUGUGAUGGCGAUUUCGAGUGCACCGACAGGAUUCAGAUCCUAACAUAUAUCAUGCAGAUAGGCAUCGCUGCUGUUCUAAAAUCGAACGGUCUCUUACCAAAUGCGAUAAUAGGUCAUUCCGUCGGUGAAAUUGCUGCCAGCGUUGUCGCAGGCGCACUCUCGCCUGUGGAGGGGGCAUUGGUCGUUACUCGGCGGGCUGUUCUAUACCGUCAAUUUAUGGGCCAGGGUGCGAUGGCGCUCGUUAACAAGUCUUCCACCGAUGUCAGCCAGGAUCUUAAAGGCCGGUCAGAUUUGACUGUUGCGAUUAGCUCGUCGCCUUCAUCCUGCGUUAUUGCGGGGCUGAAGGACAAGGUUGCCCUGCUUGCCGAUACGUAUAGAGAACAGGGAAUUAAGGCAUCCUUUGUGAAAACCGACGUUGCAUUCCACAGUCCUAUGAUGGUCCCGCUGGGAAAGCCGCUGGUGGCUUCAAUCAAGGAUACAUUACACCCGAAACGCCCCUCCGUGAAGUUGUAUUCAACAUCGCUCCCCAAUUCCCGUGAUCAGGCCCUUCGUGAUGCCGAAUACUGGACAAACAACAUGAUCAGCCCGGUGCGGCUUACAGAGACAAUAAUAUGUGCCAUCGAGGACGGCUACCGGGUCUUCCUCGAGGUAUCAAGUCACCCUAUCGUAUCCCACUCGAUCACCGAGACGGUGAUGGAGACGGGAGUUGAAGACUUCUCAGUGGUUUCAACAAUGAGACGCGAUGAUCCUGCCGAUAUCAGCAUUUUACAUGCCCUUGGCCAACUGCAUUGCGCCGGAGUUGAUGUUGACUGGAGAAUGCAGAUGCCAGGUCCUUGGGCCCAGGGACUACCGACAGAGGCAUGGCACCAUCAAACCCUGCUACCGAAGCUCUCCUCUUCUCCAGGAGCCAUAGAAACCCACAAUCCAAUCCAGCAUACGCUCGUCGGGCACCAUAUUCCAGUGGCGGGCACAGACACCGUAGUAUACAGCACGUUUCUAGAAAAAGAAUCGAAGCCCUUCCCUGGAGACCACCCUGUUUCGGGAACAGAAAUAAUCCCUGCUGCCUGUCUGCUCAAUACCUUUCUGCAGGCUACGCGGAGUACCCGACUCGAGCAGGUGAAUCUGAAAGUGCCCGUGGCCGUUGAUGUUGCACGAUCGGUGCAGGUCGUCGUGCAGGGCCGCGAGGUGAAGAUUAUGUCUCAGCUCAGCAAUAUGGAUAAUGAGGCCGGUCAUGACGCUUCGUGGCUUACACACACCACUGCGUGCUGCAGCGGCAGCUCAACCUCUACCCCUUAUGAGAAGGUUGACUUGAGCUGUAGUGCCAUGAAACGGCAAGUCGGUAGCUUUACUAUCGACUACUUAGCAAGCGUUGGAGUAUCUGCGAUGGGCUUCCCCUGGAAAGUCCUAGAUCAUUAUGGCGACUCGCAGGAGAUGCUGGCUCGAGUGGACGUUGCCCCGGGGGUCGACAUACCGGACUGGGACGCAUCAUCAUGGGCACCGUUCCUAGAUGCUGCAACUUCGAUAGGGUCGUGCAUCUUUUAUGAUGAAGCUCGUCUACGGAUGCCAUCGAAGAUCCAGCAACUGGAGAUCUGUACAGCGUGUAAUCCACCUAAGCUUGGCUGGGUUCACGUUCGCAGAGACCCCGGUCCUGAGAGCCGUGCGGAUGUUAUGGUUCUUGAUGAGCAAGGCGUGGUGCUCACAAGGUUAAGUGGAAUGCAGUUCUCUGAAAUCGAAGCUGUCUCCGGUUCUACCACAUCGAUUGGUAGUCUAGUUCAUAGACUUGCGUGGCCACCAGCCCUACCUGCAGAAGACCCUUUCAAGAUCAGCCAGGUCGUCUUGGUUGGCAGAAAUCAGUUGUUGAUGCAGGAAUACGCCUCCUCUCUUCCUGCCCACGUUCAUUCAUUGCAGUUCUCCCGGUGUGAUGAGCUUCAGUCUUUGCCUGGCGAUGCUCUGAACGAGGGUACGGUGAUUGCUUAUAUUCCUCCAAGAAUUUCGUCCCUUGGAGACGUCCUUGAAGAGACCGAGAAACAAACCUUGGAGCUGCUCGAAAUCAUAAAAUAUGCCGUGCAUUCUGGAUUACCGCUGAAGGUGUUUGUGCUGACGACAGAUGCCAUCAAGGGCCAUUGCCCAACAGCGCUUGCCAAUGCUCCCCUUGUAGGGCUGAGCAGGGUAAUUGCCAGCGAGCAUCCUGAACACUUCGGGGGUCUUAUUGAUGGCGAGGGCUUCUCCGUCCCUCUAACGGCAAUGAAAUAUAUCCAGGGAGAAGACGUGAUCCGCAUUCAAGAUGGGAUACCACGGACCGGAAGACUGCGCUCGUUGGCAUUAGAAGCACGAACACAAGAGGCAACUCGCUGCCUCCCUCGUCCUGAGGGAACGUACCUUAUCACUGGCGGCUUGGGAGAUCUAGGCCUUGCGACCGCUGAGUUCCUGGCGGAAAAUGGGGCUCGUCGUCUGGUUCUGCUGUCUCGUCGCUCUCUUCCUCCGCGAUCAACCUGGAGUCAGGCUCAUGAAGAAUAUAAGCAGGUCAUAGCGAGGAUCCAGGAACUAGAGAGGUUGGGCGUUUCGGUUCACACCCUCGCUAUUGAUAUAGGGGAACAGGAUGCCGCCACGAAGCUCCAGGACUCUCUAAAUAAGCUAGGUCUCCCACCAGUUCUCGGUGUCGUUCAUGCAGCCGGUAUAGUAGAAAACGAGUUGGUCCUCAAUAGCACCAAAGCCGCUUUCCGCAGAGUCUUCAGCCCCAAGGUCAACGGCGCUCUUGCUUUGCAUGAAGCAUUCCCAGCAGGGUCUCUGGAUUUCUUCGUCCUGUACUCGUCGUGCGGACAGCUCCUAGGGUUCCAGGGUCAAGCCUCGUAUGGCAGUGCCAACGCAUUCCUCGAUACUCUGGCGACAUACCGUCAAAGUCUAGGGGAUAAUACAAUUUCGUUCCAGUGGACGUCCUGGCGUGGAAUGGGGCUGGGGAGUGAUUCUGACUUUGUUGCUGCGGAAUUGGAAGCGAAGGGCGUUACAGAUAUCACACGCCAUGAGGCAUUCCAAGCCUGGAUGCAUCUUGCACAGUUUGACAUGGACCACGGUGUUGUUCUCCGUACGCGCACCCUUCGUCCUGACGAGCCCGUGCCUUGCCCUGUUAUUCGGGAUAUAGUGACUCGCUCGGCGCCUAAUAGGAAUAUUGAUGGUCAGGCAGCUUCAAAAGAUGGAGCUGAAACCCCUACCACUAUCCCCACUUCUGGACCUGAACUGAAGGCGUACCUCGACGAGCAUAUCCGCUCAUGUGUUGCUGAAGUGCUCCAGACAACAGCCAGCGAUGUAGACUCCCGAGCAGCAAUGAGCGACUACGGGCUGGAUUCCGUCAUGAGUGUUGUUUUGAGACGAAAGCUGCAGCAGUCGUUGAAUGUGUCUGUUCCGCCAAACUUCACUUGGAAUCAUCCUACCGUGCGGCACUUGGUCGAGUGGUUUUCCCAGAAGCUCGGUGGCAAUGCGUGAUCUUUAUACUGGAUCUCGUAUUAGGAUUAUGUGUAU